UAAUAAUAUAUUAUAGUAAGUAUAUAUCUCUUGAGGAAUAUAGUUUUCUCAUCACCCACCGUCUCCUUUAUUUUUUUGGCUGAUCUAUCAUAAUCUUGAAAGUUCAGGAUCAAUGGAGGAAGGAGGAAGUAGCCACGAAGCAGAUAGUAGUAAGAAGAUAGUGGGGAGAGGGAAGAUCGAGAUAAAGAGGAUAGAGAACACAACAAAUCGUCAAGUAACUUUCUGCAAACGACGCAAUGGUCUUCUCAAGAAAGCUUAUGAGCUCUCUGUCUUGUGUGAUGCCGAGGUUGCCCUCGUUAUCUUUUCUACCCGUGGCCGUCUCUACGAAUACGCCAACAACAGUGUGAGGGGUACAAUUGAAAGGUACAAGAAAGCUUGUUCUGAUGCCGUCAACCCUCCCUCCGUAACCGAAGCUAAUACUCAGUAUUAUCAGCAAGAAGCUUCUAAGCUUCGGAGACAGAUCCGCGACAUUCAGAAUUUAAACAGGCAUAUUGUUGGGGAAUCACUUGGUUCUUUGAACUUCAAGGAACUCAAAAACCUCGAAGGACGUCUUGAAAAAGGAAUAAGCCGCGUCCGAUCCAAAAAGAACGAGAUGUUAGUGGCAGAGAUAGAGUACAUGCAGAAGAGGGAAAUGGACUUGCAACAUGAUAACAUGUACCUGCGAGCUAAGAUAGCCGAAGGCGCCAGAUUGAAUCCGGGUCAGCAGGAAUCGAGUGUGAUACAAGGGACGACUGUUUACGAAUCCGGUGUGUCUACUCAUCACGAUCAGUCGCAUCACUAUAAUCGGAACUAUAUUCCGGUGAACCUUCUUGAACCGAAUCAGCAAUUCUCCGCCCAAGACCAACCUCCUCUUCAGCUUGUUUAACCAAGAACAUGAUAAACACUUGUUUCUUCCCCAUCUAAACGUUUGAGAGAGACUAGGGAGUUCAUUACAUCUAUAAUGCGACUUCUACUUAUUCAUAGUUUAGGUUUUGAUCAUAAUAAUAAUAAGGGAAUAACAAAUUAAACUCUUAAUGUUUCCAUUGUCUAAUUACAUCAAUAUUUAAACCCAAUGUUCCAAAA
Molecule: messenger RNA, 1062 nt
Organism: Capsella rubella
Lineage: Eukaryota; Viridiplantae; Streptophyta; Magnoliopsida; Brassicales; Brassicaceae
Product: agamous-like MADS-box protein AGL1
Exons: 8
Coding region: 113-865 (250 amino acids)
Biological process (GO): positive regulation of transcription by RNA polymerase II
Cellular component (GO): nucleus
Molecular function (GO): DNA-binding transcription factor activity, RNA polymerase II-specific; RNA polymerase II cis-regulatory region sequence-specific DNA binding; protein dimerization activity
Source: RefSeq, a predicted model, not a curated record